Messenger RNA from Ornithodoros turicata, 3105 nucleotides. It is a transcript of the gene Cul2, whose product is annotated as cullin-2-like. The transcript is spliced from 16 exons. Gene Ontology annotation, biological process: SCF-dependent proteasomal ubiquitin-dependent protein catabolic process; protein ubiquitination. Gene Ontology annotation, molecular function: protein-macromolecule adaptor activity; ubiquitin protein ligase binding. Gene Ontology annotation, cellular component: SCF ubiquitin ligase complex; Cul2-RING ubiquitin ligase complex. The record is from RefSeq and is a predicted model, not a curated record. NCBI's taxonomy places the organism in Eukaryota, Metazoa, Arthropoda, Arachnida, Ixodida, Argasidae. The coding region runs from base 124 to 2364 and encodes 746 amino acids.
GGCGCCCGAAGCAGAAAAAUGAAGGCGAGCAUUGACUUCAGCGUACUUUAAAUAUCAAAUUUAAUAUUUCCCUCAGUAAUAACUAGUAAUUGCUGCAUUCGCACGUAUUCGACAGAUAACAGGAUGUCACUGAAACCCAAAAGGAUAGAUUUUGAUUUUACAUGGGAGCAGUUGAGAGAGACUGUUGCUGGUGUUAUCACCCUAGGAAAGGUCCCACGAUCUGUCUGGAAUGAUCGUUUCUCAGAUGUGUAUGCUCUUUGCGUAGCCUUUCCCGAGCCCUUAGGAGACCGCCUCUACCAGGAGACCAAGAAGUACCUUAAUGAACACGUCCAGUACCUCUAUGAACUUGUGGUAAACAACGACGACCUCCUGGCGGCCUACUACACGCACUGGCUUCAGUACAGUCAAGGGGUUGACUAUCUCAACAAACUUUACAUGUACCUGAACACGCAGCAUAUCAAGAAGAACAAGCUGAGCGAAGCCGACCUCAGUUACGGCUCCGUGGAGCCGACGGAACAGCUCCUGGAAGUCGGGGAGUUGGGGCUGGACCUGUGGCGUCGGAACAUGAUAGAGCCCUUACGUACCAACCUGGUCUCUCUGCUCCUGGAUGCCAUUGAAGCGGACAGGCGUGGUGACAGCUCAGUGCCCCAGAAAGUGGUCCAGGGAGUGAUAUUGUCCCUCGUGCAGGUGGAGGAAUACAAACGUAAACUGCCCCUGUCCCUUUACCAAGAGCUGUUCGAAGGCCCAUUUCUGGCUGCAACGGGAGAACACUAUCAAAGGGAAGCGAGCCGUCUGCUGCAGGAAUGCGGCUGUUCGUCGUACAUGGAGAAGGUUCUGCAGUGCCUGGCGCAGGAGAACCUGCGUUCCCGCAAGUUCCUGCACCCUUCUUCCUAUCCGAAAGUCACUCGAGAAUGUGAGCAACGGAUGGUCGGCACACACCUGGCCUUCCUCCACCAGGAGUGUGAGCCCAUGGUGGCGGCUGAACGGAAGGGUGACCUGGGACGCAUGUACACCUUGCUGAGGCCACUGAGAGCCCUGGAUCCCCUAAUUCAAACCCUGCAGCGCCACAUGGAACGUGUGGGCUUGGAGCGGGUUGCCAGCUGUACGGGGACAAACGGCGCCAACGUCAACGUCCCUCAGCUCUUUGUCGAAGCCGUGCUCGAAGUGCACACAUCGUACCAGGAACUUAUAAAGGAUGUCUUUCAAGCUGACCAGCAGUUUGUCAGUGCCCUUGACAAGGCAUGCGCCACUAUCAUAAACAACAGGAGCAACACCAAGCAACCCUGUCGCUCUCCAGAGUUGCUGGCCAAGUAUUGUGACAGCUUGCUCAAGAAAAGUGCAAAGGGCAUCUCUGAGUCUGAAGUGGAGGACCGUCUUAGUCAGUCCAUAACCGUGUUCAAGUACAUAGAUGAUAAAGAUGUCUUUCAGAAGUUUUAUGCAAAGAUGCUGGCAAAGAGGCUCAUUCAUAGUCAGUCUAUGUCAAUGGAUGCUGAGGAAGCCAUGAUAAACAAACUGAAGCAAGCCUGCGGAUACGAAUUCACCAGCAAGCUCCACCGCAUGUUUACGGACAUGAACGUGAGUGCUGACCUCAACGGGAAGUUCAACACGUACCUGAAGGCUGGAGAGAUUGACCUUGGCAUAAAUUUUUCAAUCUACGUGCUUCAGGCUGGUGCAUGGCCCCUAGGACAAAGCGCCAUCUCACCCUUUGCUAUACCGCAGCAGCUAGAAAAAAGUGUGCAGAAGUUUGAGCAGUUCUACCAGAGCAAGUUCAGCGGACGCAAGUUGACGUGGCUACACCAUCUGUGUCAGGCGGACGUCCGACUGUGUUACCUCCGCAAGCCAUACCUUGUCAGCCUUGGCACAUACCAGAUGGCCCUGCUUCUGCCCUUCGAGGUCACGGACACACUCUCCGCUCGGGACCUGCAGGAAUCGACUCGUCUAUCUGAGGACCAGCUCUUCAAGCAAUUGCAGAGCCUUCUGGAUGCACGGUUGCUCAAUUGUUCACAGGAGGGUCCCCUAUCUUUGGCUACAGUGCUUCACCUAAACAAGUCUUACUCAAAUAAACGAACGAAGUUUAAGAUCAGCGCUGUUGUCCAGAAGGAGGCAGCACAGCAAGAACUGGAGCAGACACACAACUCUGUGGACGAGGACCGCAAGCUGUACCUGCAGGCAGCCGUCGUACGCAUCAUGAAGGCGAGGAAAGUCCUGCGGCAUAACAUGCUUGUUCAGGAGGUGAUCAACCAAGCCAAGAACAGGUUCUCGCCAAAUGUAACAAUGAUCAAGAAGUGCAUCGAAGCCCUGAUCGACAAGCAGUACUUAGAAAGAACACCGAAUUGCCCCGACGAGUACUGUUAUGUGGCAUAAUACAACCGGAAACACAUGGAGGAAGGACAACCCUUGUGGCAGCCGUCUCGACCGUAUUCGGUUUCUGUGGAUACUACGCGUGGCUGUGACUCGGACUGUGGCUAUGGCUCCGGCUGUGCCUACUAGCAAAAAAAAUCUCACUGCACCGGUUUCUCACGGUCAGGUACGUUUUUGAUGGCAAGGGGAAAGCUCGGACCCUCCGGGGGUGGAUUGUACAUGUUGCCGGGAAAGCUUGUAAAAUAAACAGUUAGAAAUGAAAUAAGCGGUAAAGAAGAGCUGUUUUCUAAUGAGAUUGUAAAACUUUUGUUACCGAGGCUGCUUGCACGCCGCGCCUAACUUUGGCAGCACUGCAUUUUAUUCCGUGAUGAUUCGUGCAGGUUAAAAGCUGGAGUGAGAUGGAGAGCCUAUGUGUAAAUGAAAUGCGUUAUUUAAUAUCCUGUGUUUGGAAUUGUGAAAUAAAAAUACCAUUUUACUUUGCUUCAUUGAUGCUUGGUGUGCGCGGUUAUGUCAUUGCUUCAUCGUGCAGCCUUCAGGAAAAUUUUCAACGUGCAUGCUUUCUAGGCAUCACAACUAGGAUGUACAUUUUAUUUAUAAUUGACAGAGAUACGCGCAUAUUUUACGCAUGAACGUCACAUCACUGUCUGAUGGGAAAUACCUGCAAUGCUUCUGUGUAUAGGAAAUAACUUCUCUAAGCAUUCUGUGACUACAUAUGACUAUGAUUAAAGAAGGUGGUUUCAAGGA